AUGUCAACUGUGGUUAGCGCUCCAAACUCACUGCAGAUGGCAGGACGAGAGGUCAGGGAUGGAAAUUAAAGAACAAAUUUGGAACAGGAGCAGGAAGGCUGUUCUGGAGUUGGAUAGGGAAGGGGGACAUAGGGGUCAGAGCAGGCCCAAACAUAUGGGCUUUUUAAACAGCAAUUAGAUGCGCCCCUGCUUCCACCUCGGAGCUACGGGUACGGUUUGACCCCUAAUCAUCCCCAAUUUCCACUGAGCCCUCUCUCUGAGAUAUGUCCCCUCAGAUUGGGUGUUUAUUUUUUGGCCCGUUUCCUGUUUGACUAAAAGCUAAGCUUAUGGAUGACAGUGAGGGCAAGGGCGACGCGUGCACUUGCUGCAUGGCUAUGCUUUCAACCCCCCCUCACCCCUAUUAGUCACUCUAUUUUAUUUUAUUAAACCUGAUUGAUUGUGAUGAUAAUGCGCAAUCCCAUUUGACAUACAAAUUCAUUGUCUAUUCAACACUAUACUAACUAUAUGAAUUGUCUCCUUUAUUUUAAGCAAAUAAAAUGAGAGGGUCUAUUGUGUACUACUCCAUUUCACACACAAUGUUUAUUUUAUUCCCCUGUUCGUCUUUCUCUGACUAAACUGAAUCGUAUUUCAUGAGAGAGCAUAAUCUAUAAGAGAAAGCUUUUUAUGUUUUUUUUUUUUUUAAAUCUGCAGCAAAACAUUUGGUUCAAUCUGACUUCUGACAUACUGUAGAAGUGUUACUGAAGAUAAUAUGUCCCCUGAGAAUUCUUCCCUUUUUUCUUGUACUGUAUGUUACUGUACAUGCAUGUUUUUUUAGUUUAUUGGGCUGUAAGAAAUCAUGAUGUCAGUAGCUUCUUUGUUCUAACAUCUGUACAACAGUAUAAAUUAAUCCUGGCUAUGAAUGAGGGGGAUUGAAGUUGAUGAUAAAUAAAUUGUACUUUUUUCAUGAACGUCCCAGAUGUCCCAUCCAUUCUGUAACAUUCUGUUAUGGACCUUAUGGACAUAGAUUGUAUUUAUUCGUUGCAUUCAGCCUUCAGAGAGGUUCUGUUCUAAAGACAUAAAUAAACACACUCUAAAUUGAUGCUUAGUCGCUGUAUAUAAAAAGGGGGUGCACACACAGAGAACUUUCUUCUAGGCUUGCACACACACAGCCCUACCCCUACACACGUAAGCUGCAGACAUGUCCUCUGACACUUUGAACCUUUGAACCCGCACAGUCAUCAUCAAAACCCAUCAACCUCCCCCACCCUCACAUUCCCCCACCUAUAACCCCUCUGUGUCCCUGUAUGUCUUCUCUAUAAUAAGCCCCCCACCCACCCAUACAUCCCAGUAAUGAGGGAACCAAGAUCAUGGCCGCCCCAUCCUACCCUGCCCUGACACAAGGAGCCAACACACUCUAAAUGACCAGCAGCAGGUAUUUCCUAACCCUGGCUGCCAUCUAGCCCCAAUGCUGCAGCCUGGCCAUGCCUGGCUCUCUCUGGCUCCUCUCUACCCCAGAUGUAUUCCCUCCUGAGGUCUCUCGCCUUUGAGCACUCGGAUGAUUGGCCCCCAGAUGCAAAAAAGACGUGGAGGCCAGUUUUUAUUUGCCAAGGGCAGGUUAUUAUUGUUUUUUUUUUGUUGCUCUGAAUAUUCAGUAUAUGGUCACACACACACACAUUAUUUCUGAACAGGCCUAUUCUUAGUAAUUGAUUAUAGAUACAGUAUAGCUGGAAGACAAGGUUGUACAGUAUCUGGACCUAACAAUUAUCAUUUAAGAAGUAUUUAAAACGUGUGUAGUGUAGUAAUCUAGUAAAUGUUGUAGUUUUAAAUGUAAAAAAUACUCCUAGUUCUUUCCGUAUUACUUAUCUCUCAGUUUGCCACAAUAGCAUUCUCACAACACAGCACUAGUAUAGUUGAAACAACCCAUAAAAGCGGUGUUGAAUUAAUAUCAGCCUACUGUCAGGAUAAUGGAAUGAUUACUACUGCUUGCCUCUACACUUCACUGAUUAUGAAGAAAACAAAUCUUAAACAGGUUGGACCUUCUAAAUGCGAUUUUACGGUGCAUGUUACUGCAUGCCUCUUUAUGACUUGAUUUCAAUUUCUCCCCAAAAUUGUAGCAGACGCAUUAUCAUAAUCUACUUUACAGUCACUCUAUCUCCUUACAGAAGACGUCAUUGUCCCAGGCACACAGACCUCUUCCUCUAGAAGUACCCUAGAUGCCGUUCUUUGACAAGAGCCCAUUUCUUCAUCCUACCCAUGUCAUUAAGUCCAUUGACUCCACAGUAAAAAGUGAUAGGUCUACUGUGACUGAUGAAGUAUAAACAUAGAUCCCUGACAUAUCGCUCUGAUCCCUCUGCUUUCUAUCCAGUCUAUUUGAACUUCAUGCUGUUGAACAUUGCAACAAUUAUUUAAUUUACCUUUGACUCCUCUGACCCCCAAGGGUCAAUUGAAGGAGAUGAUUAGGAUAAAGGUUGAUUAGGGAAAGAGGAAGAUGAGAUAAACAAAUAUUUCCUGUGAAAUGAUUUAAAUAUUCCUUGGCAAAAUAUAAUAAUCCAUGUUUUGUUUUGUCCUUUUGUUUUUACAAAAUAUUGAGUACAGAGUCUGACAAAUAAAUCAGUGACAGACCUAUGAAGCCAAAAGUUUUCUCUGAAGGCUGGCAAAUAUAUAUAUAUAUUUUUGCUUUCAAUGGUGUCAGAGAAAUCUGACCCUAGGCCAGUGCUUAUGGACAAACUCUGGCUCUGAAGCAUAGUAGCAUCCAAAGUAUAUGCCAGUAUUUUACUUUUUUCAUUAUAAAAAAGUAAGCUUUUUGCUCACUAACCAAUUUCAGUUUAGUAUUUUUGCGUGUUCAAACAGGCGUUACUCUAAUGUCCCUUCACUGGUCCUUUUUGCCUUUUGGGUUCUUGAAGUGGCAUCAACAAACAAAGAUGGUGGCUUAGAAGAAAGUUUUGCUGAAAUGUGAUUAACUUUGGCCAUUUUAAGCUGGUGGUUUUUUCACCUCAUUUAUCAAACCAGGCGGUGCCUGUGGCUUUAGGUCGUGGACUGAAACCGGCUCCUACUAACCGGAGUCGGCAGCGAGAGAGAGCCCUCCAAUUAGCCGCUCCGCAAAAGAGUGGCCCUGGCUCACUUGUGCAACCACCCGAGGAGGAGCUCACUAAGACCAUUAUAGGCGGGAGAAGACUCGCAUAG
Molecule: messenger RNA, 3162 nt
Organism: Coregonus sp. 'balchen'
Lineage: Eukaryota; Metazoa; Chordata; Actinopteri; Salmoniformes; Salmonidae
Source: the annotation of a GenBank genome assembly